This is a messenger RNA of Mytilus trossulus (common blue mussel), 1816 nucleotides long. RefSeq names its product snake venom 5'-nucleotidase-like. NCBI's taxonomy places the organism in Eukaryota, Metazoa, Mollusca, Bivalvia, Mytilida, Mytilidae. Gene Ontology annotation, molecular function: nucleotide binding; 5'-nucleotidase activity; metal ion binding. Gene Ontology annotation, cellular component: plasma membrane. The record is from RefSeq and is a predicted model, not a curated record. The transcript is spliced from 9 exons. Gene Ontology annotation, biological process: AMP catabolic process. Bases 1 to 1803 code for a protein of 600 amino acids.
AUGCUUAUAACUCGUGCGACGUCUUUUAAUUUAACUAUUUUGCAUACAAAUGAUGUUCAUGCACAUUAUAAUGAAAUAAACACAUUUGGUGGUCAGUGUAAUAAUAUAGAAAAUUGCUACGGAGGAAUGGCGAGACUCAAGUACAAAGUGGAUGAAAUAAAGAGACUGUAUCCAAAUACAUUAUUUUUGGAUGCCGGAGACCAGUACCAGGGCACAUUCUUGUUCUCAGAGUUUGGUGGGACCAUUGUUCACACGUACAUGAAUCUCUUGGGGUAUGAUGCCAUGGCUCUAGGAAACCAUGAAUUCGAUGAUGGCAUUGAAGGGCUCUUGCCGCUUGUAGAAAACAGUGAUUUUAAAAUUCUUAGCUGUAACAUCGAUACAUCUGGAGAGCCUUUGAUUCAAAAUAAGUUUCAUAAAAGUGUCAUUAUAGACGUAGAUGGAGACAAAAUCGGCAUUGUCGGUUACACAACAAAAGAUACACCUAUACUAUCCAGUCCAGGUAAUUUGGUGUUUUUGGACGAGGUCAUAUCCAUUCAAACACAGGUCACCAUGCUUAAAAACCAAGGAGUGAAUAAAAUCAUAGCUCUAGGACAUGCCGGAUUUAAUGUUGACAAGAAAAUAGCACUUCAAGUGGAAGAUAUCGAUAUAGUUGUUGGUGGUCAUACAAAUACAUUUUUAUAUACAGGUAAACCGCCUUCCAAUGAAGACCCAGCAGAUGUUUACCCAACAGUUGUCAGUAACAAUAAUGGUGACGACGUUUUAGUAGUUCAAGAUUAUGCCUUUGCUAAAUACCUUGGAUUUUUGCAAGUGGAGUUUGAUGACAACGGAAAAGUUGUACGUUAUAAUGGAAACCCUAUAUUACUGGAUAAUUCUAUACCUAAAGAUAUCCAAGUGCAGACUGUUACUGAUGAAUUUGGAAAGGGACUGAGAGAAAGAAUAAAUAAGGUUAUAGGACGAACAUUAGUUUUCCUAAAUGGUGGUAGACUUGUCUGUAGAUUACAGGAAUGUAACUUAGGGAAUUUGAUAGCUGACGGCAUGGUUCAUCAGAAUCUUUUACACGCAGACAGCGUAGAUGGAACUAAAGUUUUUAUAUCCAUUGUCAACUCCGGAUCAAUACGAUCAUCUUUUGAAAAAGGCAACAUUACAAUUGGCAAUGUUUUAGAGGUGAACCCUUUUAGGAAUACAAUUGACACAAUUAUGCUAAGGGGAGACUUCUUACUGCAAGCACUAGAACAUAGUGUAGCAGACUAUGAUGUAGACGGACCAGGUGGCGCAUUCUUACAAUAUUCUGGAAUAAAAGUAAAAUAUAAUCUCACAAAACCAGUACAACAAAGAGUAGUUGAAGCCUUAGCUAUCUGUCAAAAUUGUACCAUUCCUGCAUAUGAACCAAUUGAUGCGAACGUAAUGUAUAGUUUGAUAUUAACUAAUUUCAUACGAAAUGGUGGCGAUGGAUAUACAAUGAUCAGAGACAAUGCGGUACAAUCACAUACUAUCGGAGAUCUUGAGGCGGAUGUUUUAAUGGAUUACAUUAAAAAUGCGUCACCUUUUUACAACGGUAUUGAAGGGAGGAUAAUUCUGGGUAAUUCUACAGAGACUAUUGAUAAAUUAACAUGUAAUGACGGAAAAGUGAUAACAUGUGAUGAUGUUAAAACAAACACCUGUGACAAUUUAACGUGCGCGGAUGGAAAUGUAUAUACAUGUGAUUGCAUUAUGAAUUUAAAGCAAUACACAUACUCUAGGCGAGCAACACAGAAACGAAGGAAACGAAAACGAAAACAAAAACAGGUAAACAAAAACAAGUAAAAAGAGAUGAAAU